GGCGGCGGUUGCCAUGGCGAGGGCGGUGCUGGUGGCCCUGGGGCUCUGGUGGGGCCUGGGCCCCGCCGCGGCCGCCGCGCCCCCCAACAUCCUCCUCCUGCUCAUGGACGACAUGGGUUGGGGUGAUUUGGGAGCUUUUGGAGAGCCUUCUAAGGAAACUCCUAACUUGGACCAGAUGGCUUCAGAAGGGUUGCUCUUCCUGGAUUUUUAUACUGCCAACCCCCUCUGUUCUCCUUCAAGGGCAGCCCUGCUGACUGGCCGACUCCCAGUGAGGAAUGGUUUUUACACCACGAAUGCACAUGCCAGGAAUGCAUACACACCCCAGGAUAUCGUAGGAGGAAUCCCAGAUUCUGAAGUGCUGCUCCCAGAGUUGCUGAAGAAAGCUGGCUACAUCAACAAGAUCAUUGGCAAAUGGCAUCUGGGUCACAGGCCCCAGUUCCACCCCCUGAAGCACGGGUUUGACGAGUGGUUUGGAUCCCCAAACUGCCAUUUUGGACCUUUUGAUAACAGAGCCCUCCCCAAUAUCCCUGUGUACAGGGACUGGGAGAUGAUUGGCAGAUACUACGAAGAUUUCAAAAUAGAUCUGAAGACAGGUGAAGCCAACUUGACUCAGAUCUACCUGCAGGAAGCUCUCGAUUUUAUUAGCAGGCAGCAGGCCAGCCAGCAGCCCUUCUUUUUAUACUGGGCAAUUGAUGCUACCCACGCUCCUGUUUAUGCCUCCAAACAUUUCCUGGGCACUAGUCAGAGAGGACUCUAUGGAGAUGCCGUGCGGGAAAUCGAUGACAGCGUUGGAAAAAUCCUAAGCCACCUGCAGCAGCUGGGGAUCAGUGAGAACACUUUUGUAUUUUUCACCUCUGAUAAUGGGGCUGCUCUCAUUUCUGCUCCUCAACAAGGAGGAAGCAAUGGUCGUUUUCUGUGUGGCAAACAAACCACUUUUGAAGGUGGGAUGAGAGAACCAGCUAUCGCUUGGUGGCCUGGACACAUCCCUGCAGGACAGGUUAGCCAUCAGCUGGGCAACGUGAUGGAUCUCUUCAGCACCAGCCUCUCCCUGGCGGGGCUGGAGCCUCCCGCCGACAGACAGAUUGAUGGCAUCGACCUUUUACCUGCCAUGGUGCUGGGCAAGCUAAUUGACAGGCCCAUAUUCUAUUAUCGUGGCAACGAGAUGAUGGCAGUGAGAGUCGGGCUUUACAAGGCUCAUUACUGGACCUGGAGCAACUCCUGGGAGGAGUACAGCAAGGGUGUUGACUUCUGUCCUGGGCAGAAUGUUUCUGGAGUGACAACCCAUACUCAGGAGGAGCACACUAACCUGCCACUGCUUUUCCACCUGGGGAGGGACCCUGGAGAGAAGUACCCACUAAGCUUUGCCAGUGAUGAAUACCAAAGGGUUAUGGAGCGAGUAUCUGCUGUUGUCCAGCAGCACAAGGUGACCAUGGUGCCAGGGGAGCCGCAGCUCAACGUGUGCGACAAGGCUGUCAUGAAUUGGUCUCCUCCAGGCUGUGAGAAGCUGGGGAAGUGCCUGACUCCACCCAAGUCUGAUCCAAAAAAGUGCAUUUGGCCUCACUGAUCUUCUCUGCAGCCCUCCAGCACUACCCAGAAAAGCUAUCCCCGACUGGACAUGUAGUUUACAGUGCAUGUCUCCUCAUGUUGGCACUCCUGUUUAGGCAGGCAGGGUGUGAUGUAUGGAUGAUAUCAUUGUUUGCUCUUCCAGAAGGGCCAGUGUUUAUGUUGCUGGCUCUCAGGGGCUAGCCUGGCCUCCUCUGUUGUUUCCGUAAAUGGUAACUUUUCAGUGAAGACUGUUUCAAUUGGAAAAGCUCUCUGGACAGCCACAGGUCUGCCACCACCUCAGGAAUGCUGUGGAUGUACCAUUCUUGGUGCUCCUUCCACCCAACCUGCUCUUUCCAAUCAUUGCUCAUUCGGAUGCCCCAACAGCAGCCAUGGGGAAGUGUUCAGGAAACCUACAGCAGCCAGAAAACCCUGCCCAAACUGCCCUUGUUUUGUUUGCCUGUAACUUGUUGUUUUAACAUUUGAUUUCCAUUGUGAACCCUUUGGACACCAGCUUGUUUUUUCCUUUCUUCCUAAACUUACAAGCACUGGGUGCAGUUGGACAGCCCAGGCUGCUGUGCAUCUCUGGGGACAAACAGGUGCUCCCUCCUGUUCCUGACGAAGGGGCUGGGUGCAGGGAGCAGAACACUCUUGCCUUCCAUCUCUAGCUGCAAACAUUCCCUAGGUAAUGGUAUAAAGAAACCUGAGGAUCGUGUUCAUCUGUUACCUUCCUGGUGGUCUGCAGGAUGUUCUCAGGGGGCUGGGGGUCGGUUGCUCAUUUAAAAGGUUUCCUUCAUUUCCAAAAACCUGGGUCCAAAUAUGGUUUAAGUCACGCUUGUAGUCUCAUGAUCUGGGCCCAGCCAACCCCAGGCUCAGAAGUGCCCGUUUACAUCAGCUGUUGACUCUUGACCCUGUUUCCAGUGCACUCUCUCCUAGGAAUUCCUGUGCAAAUUUCCCCAAGCCCGGGUGCAGCACUCAGAGCUCACAGCAAACGCGGAUCCUUCGCACGCUUGGACACUGCAGAUUUCUCCUCUGCUUUGCAGCCUGUUUCACACCCUUUUUUAGCUAUUGCUAAUAAAAGUGUCUGGAACAAAACAGAGCAAGGUUACUCUGGGGCUUCAGGGGAGAAGCAGGAAGCAACCCUGAACGUGCUGUUGGCACCACCAGCAGCCCCACGUCCACCCCUCUAGUGUGUUCUAAGUGCACACGCCCUCUCCACGUGGUGUUGUGCUGCCUUGGGGAAAAUCGAGGUGCUCUGUACCUGUAAACAGCCCUCCUUCCUUCCCAAGCAAAGCUUGGGGCUGGCUUGAGAGCUCUGCUUCUAUCUAACUACUACAGGCUUCUCAGCUGCUUGUCCUUACUCUCCUGUUACCCCACACGCUCUCAUCCUCUCCACUGCCAUGAUUUAUGCUACCUGUACUCUCCCCACAGUCAUUCCCAGUGUGUAUCUCAUGAAGCUGGAUAAUCCUAGAAGAUUGCAAUAAGAACAGCUCUUGAGUUGGCUCUCACUGUUCCACCUCUCAGAAAUCCCAGCCAACAUUUCCUCAGCUGUGCAUCUGCAAAUGGCAUUUGUCUCCAGUCCAAAUUUCUUAGCUGCCUUAUGAUGCUCCUAAUUGUCUGUCCAGCCUAUCAAGGCAUUUCCAGUUCGCCCAUAACAUUUCUCCUUGUUCUGACACAGUGUGGGUAGCUCGAGCCUUGAGAGGUGCUGAUCAGCCUGUUCUUCAGUGGUGCUGUAUGAGGACUGGUAGGAGGACCUGCAGCAGUCGUGUGCAUCUGCCAGCACAGGAGACCAGACAAAACCAGUCACUUCCCGUUUUCUGGGUCUGGUCCACCUUUGCCUUAGUGCUUCUCUCUCUCAGAAUUGUUCCGAGCCCUGCAGCUCACUAUUAUCAGCAGAGAAAGAUCCCACCAGAGGAGGGAGUCCUCAGCUGCAACUCCCUGAAAGUCCUCCUCAGCCCUCCCAGGGUUCUGACCAGAUCUGCUGCAAACAUUAGGAAGAGAUCCCACCACAGGGUCACAGCUCAGCAGCUGGGCAUCAGCCCAGACAUGUUUCUCAGUCUGCAGCAUUUGCAGUGUGCACAUCAGGAGCAUCCCAGGUGCCUGCUGCUCCCUGUCCCCUGCCUGCCUGGCUGACACUUGGGUCUUUUUCACAGCUUGCAGUUCCAAGGAUACCACUUUCCCCGUCUGUGUGACUUGCUUGGACAAGCCAUCCUGUUCUCAGCACACACAGUGUUUGGUUUCCCAGCACCCAAACUCCUCAUUCCUCAUUGCAAUAACCUCUCAGAGUGUGGAGACUGGAUGUAAACUCUGCACUUGAAAACUGGCUGCUAAAAGGGAAUUGACUUGAUGCCUGUUUAUUAUCUGCUUCAUGUCCAUUUAUUAUAAGAGAUCAAAGCUUAACAUGAAGCAGCUACUCUUUUAAAUGUAAGUAAGAAGUUUUACAGCUGGAUAGCUAGGAAGAAUUUUAAAUCAAUGCCUUUCCCAAAGAUGUACAGAUUUUAAAGCCGUGAGAUGAAGAACUAAUGAAGAAAAAUAAAAUAAUUUAUCAGAAAUA
Messenger RNA from Apus apus (common swift), 4096 nucleotides. It is a transcript of the gene GALNS, whose product is annotated as galactosamine (N-acetyl)-6-sulfatase. The record is from RefSeq and is a predicted model, not a curated record. Gene Ontology annotation, molecular function: arylsulfatase activity; N-acetylgalactosamine-6-sulfatase activity. The coding region runs from base 14 to 1564 and encodes 516 amino acids. The transcript is spliced from 14 exons. NCBI's taxonomy places the organism in Eukaryota, Metazoa, Chordata, Aves, Apodiformes, Apodidae.